Messenger RNA from Eucalyptus grandis, 1081 nucleotides. RefSeq names its product transcription factor MYB4. Gene Ontology annotation, molecular function: transcription cis-regulatory region binding. The record is from RefSeq and is a predicted model, not a curated record. Gene Ontology annotation, biological process: cell differentiation. The transcript has 3 exons. Gene Ontology annotation, cellular component: nucleus. NCBI's taxonomy places the organism in Eukaryota, Viridiplantae, Streptophyta, Magnoliopsida, Myrtales, Myrtaceae. The coding region runs from base 190 to 777 and encodes 195 amino acids.
AGAAUGGACAGAUACAGGGGACCCCAUUUCCCUCCACUCUGCAACAUGCACAACAAAUACACACAUCCAUUCUUCUUCUAACUCAUAAUCUAAAUCUCUCUCUCUCUCUCUCUCUCUCUCUCUCUCUCAGAGACAGACACAAGGCUUCAUAUUCAGUGCUUGAGUUGGGGUUGCUGGCGCACACUAAGCAUGCCGACGACACCAACGAGAAGUCGGUGCUCGAAGAGAGAUGCUAACAGAGGAGCAUGGACUUCAGAAGAAGACCAAAAGCUAGCUCAAGUUAUAGAAACCCAUGGCCCGAGAAGGUGGAAGCUAGUUGCAGCUAAAGCAGGCCUCAACAGAUGUGGGAAGAGUUGCAGAUUAAGAUGGCUGAAUUAUCUGAGACCCAAUAUCAAGAGAGGCAAUAUCUCAGACCAAGAAGAGGACUUAAUUCUCAGGCUUCACAAACUCCUAGGAAACAGGUGGUCUUUAAUAGCUGGAAGGCUACCGGGUCGUACAGAUAAUGAGAUCAAGAACUACUGGAACUCUCGUCUGAGCAAAAAGAUAAAGCAGAAGGAGAGUCAAAGCAAAUUCCUCGAGCCAGAUCAAUCUCAGGACCCGAGGAAUAAUCCGUCGGCGAUGCAUAGCGUGGCGGACAACCAUGGGGGAACAUCGAAGAGAGAGGAAGAGAUGAAAAGCGACGUCUCUAGGGAUGACUUCCUUGACAACUUCAACGAGGGUCCUCUCAACUUGGAGUGGAUGAGCAAAUUCUUGGAAGUGGACGAGAGCUGGUUUUGAUUUGCUUUAAAAUGUAGAUUUUCUUCUUUUCCUCCUGAUUUAUGAUGAGCAAUGAUUGGGAAGUCCAGCAUUUAGAUCCUACCACCCCAUAAUGGUAUAGUACUUUUCAGGCAGGGAAUGAUAGUUUUUGGAGGGAAUUCUGGGGAAAUUGCCAGGAAUGUCACUCUUUUGCUGAUGUACCUUGGCAAAUCUUGCAUAUUUACUCAAACUUGGUGUUUAAAAGCGUGAGGUUGGAUCAUUUCUUAUCUUUUGGAAGAACUCCUUGCUCUAGAAUAUGACAUAAUAUAUUGGCAUAUGUUGAUUA